AUCUAUGAGAAAGUAGUGAGACCUGAUCUGUGGUUUGGAGACAGUGGCACUGACAAAAAGACAGGAGGCUCUAGGAUUUCCAUUGAGAAAGACCACAGGAUUGCAAAUAUAGGGACGGUUCAGGUUGAGCAGUUUGGGGGCAAAGUUAGAAGCAAAGAUGAGACCAGAGAAAGCGGUAAGAGCACAAAGAAAAUGUAUUCAGCUCCGGAGAUAGUCCUUCUUCUAUUCAGCAGUUAUUGUUGAGUUUUGUGGACCAGCUGAUGAGCCAGUACUCCACCUUCUGCAGGGGCUAGCUACAGUGGCUUCUACCUCACAGCAGUUCCCUGGUGUAGAACUACCAUCGUCAGCUCCAGUUCAGUUGAAGAUCCAGGAACACAAUCCCCAAGGAUGACAUUUAUCCAUAUAUCGUCUUUGCUUACAAAGACCGAGUAUAAGCGGUAAUGUUAAGAUGAUGCUGGGAAAGAUCAUGAUUUUAGAGGCAGCACAGAAAUGAAGUAGCAGCUUCUGUUGUUUACCUUGGCAGACGGAUUCAGGCACAAAGCAGGGCUCAUUUAAGUUUGCUUGACAACGAGUAGAGAUUACUUGUUGUUGAAAAAGAUCUCACUCACAGAGGAGGGGUGCACCAUCAGAAGGACAAUGGAGACAAAGGGAUAAAGAGCAAUGGCAAGGUGAAGGGAAAGCACAAGUUAGACAGGCGGACGAGGAGGAGCAGGAACCCAGACGGCAUGAAGAGGACACGGUGCCAAAGGGGACCUGCCAAACGAUGUGCCCCGCUCAGGAGUUACGGGAUCGUGAGGCUCAGAACCGACUUCACCAUUUUGAAAUGUUACCAGGCACAGAGAAAGAUCGGCGGCCAAAAGGAGACCCAUCGCGUGCCGUUAAGGAGUAUUCCAGACCAGCAGCUGGGAAGGACUCAACUAAACCCAGUGACCUCAGACCACCUCCUGUGCUGCUGAAAACUGUUAACUACCUUAUUAAUGACAUUGCAGCCGCCCCGAGCCUGUAUCCAUGGACUGAGGUUUAUACCUUUGUCUUUGACCGUCUUCGUGCUGUGAAGCAGGACAUGAUCAUCCAGAGGAUGUCAGGAUUGGACUGCGUGGUCAUUUUAGAGCGGACUGUUCGUUUCCUCAUCUAUGCCUCUUAUCGUCUUUGUGGGGAGCCACUGCGGCUCUACGACCCACGUAUCAAUGAUACACACCUGCAGGAAUACCUCAGCUGGUUGCUGGAUUGCUACAUGACCAAAUCAGGACCUCAUCCCAACCAAGAAGAGUUCCAGUCGCUCAGUUUGCUGUACAACUUGGGUUCAGCUCGUGCUAUGCAGCACACCAUGCAGCUCCCAUUGCGACUGCGCAGCACUCCAAACAUCAAACUUGCUCUUGUCAUCAACCAAGCUUUCCUUGAGAGAAACCCUGUCCGUUUGCUUCGGUCGGCUCAAAAGCUAAACUUCCUACAGACCUGCGCGCUGCACCGUCACCUGAUGACAUGUCGUCAAGAUCUGCUGCUCAUAUACAGCCACGGAUACAGCAGCCGCAACUGUCGCUUUCCUCUUGACAGACUGGCUAAGCUCUUGUUCUUAGACGCAUCACUUACAGCUCAACUGUGCCGGUCAUAUGGAGUUGAGGUUAACAAGGACAAUCAAGUAGUAUUCUCCAAAGGUGCUUUCACGGAGCCGGGACAAGGAACACUGCACUGUAAACUGUAUCACAGCAUAGCAUCUGAGAAACAGAGAGAUCUCACUGUUAAGAAUAUUCUUCAGAGCUGUGUUGAGACAAAUAAGAAGUAAACAAGCCAUACAAAUACCGCUCGGUAUUCUUAUAAAUUAGGAAAUGGACUGUUUGUUUGUUUUUUAAGAAAUCUGGACUGUCACUGAGCUGAUGGCCACGAGUUACAUUAAGAUGUGAAUUACUUUUAUAUUACUACCAAUAUUUUGUGUUGAUGUUUCCCUUGAGUAUUUUUUUUCAAGAACUGUACAGAAAUUCAAAGGUGUAACUGUUUACUCAUUCUUAUAAAUUCAAAUUUUGGAAUCAUUUCAAUAAAUUUGGUUACAUUGUACAGAAA
Molecule: messenger RNA, 2058 nt
Organism: Neolamprologus brichardi
Lineage: Eukaryota; Metazoa; Chordata; Actinopteri; Cichliformes; Cichlidae
Source: RefSeq, a predicted model, not a curated record